AUGCUCUUCGAGAAGCUUCUGCUGAAGCCGUUCACGGUGACCAUCCUCAAGAACUCGAUCGGCUUCUACACGUUCACGCUCGUGCUGACAGCAUGGGCGAGUCCGCAUCCGCUGCUGCACGCGAGGGACCAUAAUCACGGAGCCCGCGGCGGCAACAAGGAGACGGAGUACAACAUCCUGGAGAAGGAGCUCGCUGACAUCAAACGGCGCCUCAACCUCGCGGAGAAGCGGGAAUGGCCCACUCCCGACGUGCUUGCCGAGCUUGGCGACGACGACAUGCCUGACCCUUCGAUCCUCAAGCUUCUCAAGACCGCCAAUAUCGGUGAAGACCAGGCCUCCAUCUGCGGCCCACCGGCCGGACGCUCCUUCGAGAUCCGUUUCAAGGGUUGCAGCGCUGCCAUCAACGCCACCCGCACAUUCUCUGCCCAGCGGAGGGCCGGCGAGUGGACUAAGCUACAAUGCCCGGCCGCCAACGGCACCGAGACUGCCAACCUUUUCGUCAGCCCCAACAAGAAGAACCCGAAGACCGAGCGCAACCAGAGCCUCCUGCGCCAAUUGCGCAAAGCCGUCCUCACCCUGUACCCCGCUUUGGGCGGAAAACUGCGCAUUGCACGUUCCGAUGGUAUUUUAUUCGUCGACUCCGACCCCGUCGCCCGGGCACUUUCCCUUAAGCCCGGCGAGAUCUACUACAAUUGGUGGUUCACCGUGUGCGAGUCCCACAAGAUCGACAAGGACGCCGUCUUCGGGAAGAUUGCCGAGUACGGGAAGGGCCGCUUCGCGGACAUCACGUGGGGCUUGUACACCAGCAGGCACUACCAGCGCAGGGACAAAAUCGACUACCUCCGGCGUCUCCUCAAGACGAACACCGCCAUUUUCAUUGCCGAAGCCCACUGCACCGUCGAGGCCUUCCAGUCGCUGCUCCCCGACGUGGCGCGCGAAUGGUGGAUCGCAGGUGCACCCGGAUCCCGAAACUCUGGCAGUGUCAUCGCCAUGGUAAGGAAAUAUUGGACUCUAGCCGGAACCCCUCCCGAGUGCGACGUACUUGCAGAAAAAAGAGUCGUUCGCAUUCUUGCGAACGCUGGCAAAUACACUUCGACCGCCUGGGCUGUCCACAAUUUCAACAUCAACGACCGCGACCUCGCUAACAUCAAGAACCUCGCAAUCGCUGACACUACUUCUGCUGAGGCCGACCCUCUCUCCAAGCCCCUCGGCGAUUGGAGCUUUAUAGACGAAGAUGAGCGUGUUCAAGUUGUCCGGGGCCCCCGUGCCCGUGAGCGCCACCAUUGUCCGCAGCGCGUUUCAAUCCGGAAGCGCCUUAUUGACCUCUACACGGCUUACGAUACUCCUGAAGCCACACACCUCGCAAACGGCAAGUACGCCCGCUUGGGCCGCAUAUGCAGUUCGACCCCUUCUUGGGCCAUUGGCUCCGCCCAGGUCACGAUCACGGCGCUCGACGACCCUCUGCGGCUUCGCCUGCAGAAGAUCAGUGACCACGCUGCCGUCGCGGAAAUCAUACGUGAGACGGGCCGCGUCCUGCGCAACAGGAUCUUGAAGACCGCCCCUGACGCCGACCUCGCGCAAAUGCUCGCCAUGGCCUCCCUGGCGCGAGCGGUUCGGCAGGGCGACUGUGAUCUAGCCAAGGCAGUUCUCACAAAUUUCUCGAAGGGUCGCAACUUUGUCUCUGUUGACGAGGGGCGCGUCGCCCCGCGCGAUCCCCCAGGUUUCGCCGACGCCUUCGACGAGGACCGGGCCGAAUCGUUGGCCACCGCAUGGGCUGCGCACAUCGGGAAGCAGUUCACCAACGGCCCCGCCACUGCAGAGAUCCUCAAACGGCGGGCGGUCCCGCUCGAUUGGAGUUUGGCGCCGGCGCCCUCCACGCACCUCAUCAAGAGCUCCCUCAAGAGUGCGUCCGACUCAAGCCUUGCGCUCGGCACGCCGCGCGGCACCCUCGAGUUCUUCCCGGUCGUCUACCACCUUAAUGCGGCUUUCAUGUUCGGCGCGUUCGCCCACUUAUUCAUUCCUCUCUUCGCUGCGCUCGCUGCCCAGAUGGUCGAGCCGAUCGGUGACCAGCUGCAGGCGCUCGUCCCAGAGUGGGUCCAGUUGGCCAUCGUGAGGGUCGCGUCUUACCUCGGUUAUCUUAUGGGCCCUAACGUCGCGGACGAGAUGCGGGGGGAACCGACGAGGAAGCAGCAGCAGCAGCGAGCCGACGCGCGCGCCGAGGCCAAGGGCCCCACCACCGCCACCAUCAAGGAGUACAAUAUCAAAGCCGUUCCUUACACGCUGCACGUCGCCCAAUUCGAGUUCCCGCCGCGCGCUCUCGUGCUGGCGGAAACCGGCGUCAUCAACAAGCUUUGGCACGUUCCGCCGUCUACCUUCACUACCCGUGGAAUGUUUCGCGCCUCGGAGUUCGGCGCCGUCGACGUCGUCUCCGUCUCCCUGGCUUGCGUCGCCGCGCUGAUCCGCGCCGCGCUCAUCGCGCACGACUGGGAGACGCCCCUGGCCGAGGCCCGCCUGCGCCGCCGCUGGCCGGAGCAGGCCAGCGACACCAAUGGCGUCGAUUUCGACGCCUUCAUUGCCAUUAUGAGGAUGCGUGAGAGCGCGGUGCACCUGUGCCUUUUCGGCUGCACAGCGAAGGACGAAUGGCCCCACUACGCCGACUGCCUGCCGUUGUGGUCCACUGUGCGCUCCGCGCUGGGCGCGGCCCAUCCUGCCCGGAGAUUCGACUGCAUCGGUCUCCACGCCAAGCGGCCCGACGACCUCUACCCGCUUCUCACGGCAGGCCCGCGCUGGGCAAUCCCCGCCCGCGAGCUUGCUGGCACCGACCAGACCGGUUUCCCUGUGCAGUUCCGCUUUGUGUGCCUCGAAAACCAGGCCGCGAUGUACAGAGUCGGUCUGAGGUCCGUGAUUUUCCCUGGGAUCUAUCACCGCUGGCGCGAGCUCAGAGAUUAUCAAGUUGACCGUCGCGUUGUUCCCCGCAGGCUCGAUUGGGUUCAGGAGUCCAUCGCAUCACCCCUGUGCUCCGUGCGCGAGAGGUCCCAGAGUGCACCGCCGACCCCCUCAGACCCCGACGAAGCUCGCCUUCGCAAGAAGAUCCUCGAGAGGCUGGAGUUCCGAGACUCCCGGAGUUGCCCCUCCGCGUCCGUUGCACUCAUGCCUAGCGUUAAGAAGUUUCGGGCCGUCAGGCGCUGGAUGUCGGAGGCCCGGGCGGCGUGGUCGGCCAUCAAUGCCGGGCUCACCUCAGCGCCAACCUGGGCUGCGGUCGCGGGGCCAAUCGCGGUGGCUGAGCUCACCUUGCAGAGGAUCGGCUGGAACUUCGUCGCGGCCUACGCGUUCGUCGACGUCAGAGGGCGCGGGGCGGUGAGCGAGUCUAAGCAGCGUGGUGCGCUCCAGGCGCUCUGGAAUGGCGCCAUGUGGACCAGAGCGCAGCGCUGCAGACGGGGGCUCACGCGGGACUGCCAGUACCAGGCGUGUGGGGCGCUUGUGGAGUCGGACGAGCCUGGAUGCAGGAGCGUGUGGACUGCCUGCCAGCCCGUGGUGAAAAAUGCGCAACGUGCUGGAGUCCAGACCAGGAGGGCAGCAAGAGAGGCCGAGGACGUGGAGCAGUCGGCUGAUCUGGACUUGCACCUGCUGCAAAUGGCGGGCAACGCGUGGGCCGAUUUUUUUGCCACACGGGCGAUCGUGGAGACCUGCCCUGGCCUUGGGUUCGAGCGGGCCAUCGAGCUCAAAUUCGCCAUGGCCGUCAAGGUGACACAGUUUGUUGCGUGGGCAGCGGCCAGGGUCAGCGAGGUCAGAGCUUGGAGUGCCCCGCCUGAUGAGCCUCGGGCUUCGCUGCCCCCCGCUGCGCCCACUGCCAUCGCCCACAUCGAUGUCGACGGCAUGGCCUGCCUUACGGCGGGAGAUGCUGAACGCACCAGAGUGAGGUGCAAACGGUGCAGGUUGCAGGCAUACACUGACCACCUCAAGCGGAGGCUGGACACGCUGCCUUGCAGGCCGUCGGGGCUUGCGCGCGCCAGACUGAGGCCGUUGGGCGAGGCGGCGGGCCCGCAGCAGUGGAUGGAGAACUGCGUGUACUUCGCGCCGGCGGCCAUGUGCGCGCCCCAGUAUGCGCUGCUCUUCGCGCAUGCCUCCGCUGAGUACGCCGCCAGCGAGAGGUGCGCCGGCGCCGCCGACGCGGCGCCGCAGCCGCCCGCGCCCGCGGCGCCGCGCCAGCCAGCGGCCUCCGCGUUGGGCCCCCGCGGGCGCGCCGCCGUGGGCGCGCUGCUCUCCGGCCUGGCGGCGGGCGUCGCGCGGCCGCCUGGGAAGGUCGCGCGGCACGGCGCACGCCAGGCGCGGAGCCCCAGCGGGGCGGGGCGGCGCCGGAGGCCCGCAACCGCGCUGCGGCAGCAGCUUUGCGCAAGCGAGGAGGUGCCGCCCCCGCCCGCCGACCGAGGAGCCGAGGGAGGGCCGCCGCGGGAGGAGCCGCCGAAGGGAGGGCUUCAGGAGGAGAAGGUCCUCGCGGAGCUCUGCCCAGAGCAGGCGGAGGUCGCCCGUGCCGUCUUGGCUGGCGGCUCGGUGUUCAUCACGGGCGAGCCAGGCUCUGGGAAGAGCUUCCUGCUGGAGAGGGUGGAGCUGCAGCUUCCAGCUUCUGCGGGCGUGGACGGCUGCGUCGACGAGCGGCGGGUGGCUGUGUGCGCGUCAACGGGCGCCGCGGCGGUGCACAUCGGCGGCUCCACGCUGCACUCGUUCAUGAACUGGGGGCACGACGGGACAACGCGCCGCCGGCGCUCCCGCCGCAAGAAGUGGAAGAAGGCGACGAAGCGCGCGGACGAGGCCAUAAUUGAAGCGAAGACCCUGCUGCUAGACGAGGUGAGCAUGAUACCAGGCGACCUGUUCGACAAGGCCUCCAAGGACCUGAGCAGGCUACGCGACGACUCCCGGCCGUUCGGCGGACUGCAGGUGGUGAUGUGCGGCGACUUCCUGCAGCUCCCUCCAGUGGAGGGAGACACCUGGGCCUUCGAGGCCGAGGAGUGGGCACGGCUGGAUCCGAAGACGUUCUGCUUGCGGCAGAACCACAGGCAGGCAGGCGACGCCAGCUUCCAGGAUCUGCUUCGCGGGGUCCGCCGGGGCGAGACGCCAGAGGCGCUGCGCAGCGCAGGCGCCCCGCCGAAGGGGAACGGCCAGGCCACGCGCCUCGUCUGCACCAACGCCGAGGCCAACUCCGAGAACUCGGAAAGGGAGCAGCACGUUUUCUGUUUUAUCUCGGCAAGCGCCAGACUGCACAUGCGCGCCGCGUGA
This is a messenger RNA of Prorocentrum cordatum, 5274 nucleotides long. Lineage: Eukaryota; Dinophyceae; Prorocentrales; Prorocentraceae. The record is from the annotation of a GenBank genome assembly.